Blumeria graminis f. sp. triticale is the source of this 1218-nucleotide messenger RNA. NCBI's taxonomy places the organism in Eukaryota, Fungi, Ascomycota, Leotiomycetes, Helotiales, Erysiphaceae. The record is from the annotation of a GenBank genome assembly.
AUGUCACAAAAAAGAAUUGAGCAGAGUGAAAUUGAAAAGUAUUGGGAAAUAUUUACUUCACUUUCCAAUGGUGGGACUCAUCUUACUGGCGCCCAAGCUGCACCAAUUUUAAAGAAUAGUCAGCUUCAAGAUGAUGCACUUGAACGCAUAUGGGAUUUGGCAGAUGUUGACAAUGACGGGAGCUUAGACUUUGAAGAAUUUUGUGUAGCUAUGCGAUUGAUUUUUGAUUUAGUUAACGGAGAAUAUAAUGAAGUGCCCUCACAACUUCCCGACUGGCUUGUGCCAGAAACCAAAGCACAUCUUGUGCAAGCAUCUCGAGCGCUCACCGGAAAGCGUGUUCAGUUCGAGCAAGCAGACGACGAUUCGGACUUUCCUGAGCUGAAAGAUGGCUUUGACUGGUACAUGAGCCCUCAAGAUAAAGCAAAGUAUGAGGAGAUCUAUUCAGCUAACCGUGAUGCGAAAGGAGAUAUAACAUUCGAUUCUCUAAACCCUUUGUAUUCGUCUUUAGAUGUGCCUGAUACUGAUAUUAGAUCUGCUUGGAAUCUCAUCAAUCCCUCAGCCUCUCUGGCAAUAUCUAAAGAUGCUACCCUUGCAUUUUUACAUAUCCUCAAUAAUCGACACGAAGGAAAUCGUAUUCCUCGGACAGUUCCACCUUCAUUACGCGCAAGUUUUGAGCGAAACAAAAUUGAUUACCAGAUAAACAACCAAAGAAAGUCGCAGCCGGCCCAAAGAUGGGCCACAUCUAGUGGCGAAGAAACAAGCACUGGUCGUAAAGCGAAAUUUGGCGACACAUAUUUAAGCCGAAUCGGAGUUGGGGGAAAAUCGUCUUACAGACCUUCCGGGACAGAUUUUUCGGGUACUAAAACCUCAGAGGACUGGGAAGAAGUCCGCUUAAAAAAGCAACUCGCGGAAUUGGAGGCCAAGAUUGAAAAAAGAGAAUCGGCAUCUUCUCAAGAAUUUGGCGCUAGACAUGAAUCUAAGCACGCAAUUAUCAAGAAAGAGCUCAAACAGUUACUAGAAUACAAGAAAGGACAACUUAAUGAAUUGAAGCUGGGGAAUGGCCCCAGUACGGUUGGUGCUAAUUUGAAGGAGGUAGAAAACGAGAUAGCUACUGUCAAAGAGCAAAUUGAUGGACUAGAGGCACAUUUAAAAUUACGGCAGCAGGCAUUGUCAGAGCUUCAGUUGGAAAUAGAGAAAGAAAAGUCGAAUCAAUUAUAA